This is a messenger RNA of Botrytis cinerea B05.10, 876 nucleotides long. RefSeq lists its product as hypothetical. Lineage: Eukaryota; Fungi; Ascomycota; Leotiomycetes; Helotiales; Sclerotiniaceae. The transcript is spliced from 3 exons. The record is from RefSeq and is a predicted model, not a curated record. Bases 66 to 779 code for a protein of 237 amino acids.
GAACUUUGUACUGUUGCCAAUGUAAAGGCAGCGUUACCCACCGAUUGGACUUUUGCUGGAAUACCAUGGUUUCUUCGCUUAAAUCAGCAAAUGUUAUUUAUAAUGCAACCGAUUCCGUCUUAGGAGGUGGAGGUACAACCGGUCCUUGGACCUAUUGUAACGCAACCGUCUACUAUACCCACACUGCUUAUUCGCUCUCUAUCGAUCCACUUGGUGGUCUUACAUAUGGAGCCGUUGGGGGCAUGAUUUCUGCUGGCUAUGAUAAUGCGAACUCGGCCUAUGAUGAAGUAGCCUUGCUUGCAAAUGGAACAAUUGACUGGCCUGCUACUGCUGUCUACGGCAUGUCCGCCGACACCAAGCUUUACACCUAUCUCGAAGGGUGUUCCGAUAGUGGGCGUCAAGGUAUGAGUCAAGUUCAACGUUGGGGUGGAGAGUAUGAUGACGGUGCCAUCACUGGUGCCCCUGCAUUCCGCUAUGGUCAGCAGCAAACUGCCCAUAUGUUUCCGGUUGUCGUGGAGCAGACUUUGAACUAUUAUCCCCCUCCAUGCGAAUUGGAUCAAAUUGUCACUGCUAUCAUUGCUGCAUGUGAUCCACUUAAUGGAAGAACGGAUGGUGUUAUAUUUCUCGCUCAGAUCUAUGUUCACUCGAAUUCGAUUUUUACUCAAUUUUCGGACAAUCUUACUACUGUGCUGCCCAAAAUACCACAUACCUUGGUCUUGGUUUCAGAAAGCGGCAGAUUGCCGGUAGCACGACUACUUACCAACCAGCGCAAAAUGUAAUUGUGAGUGCCGGGGAUGUCGAUGUUGCUAAAGCUAUUUACCACGGUCUUUUCAACUCUAAAGGUCAACGUGCUUAUUUCUCUUGGCAAAUUAAUCA